Molecule: messenger RNA, 798 nt
Organism: Suillus clintonianus
Lineage: Eukaryota; Fungi; Basidiomycota; Agaricomycetes; Boletales; Suillaceae
Exons: 5
Coding region: 1-798 (265 amino acids)
Source: RefSeq, a predicted model, not a curated record
AUGUUCGGCUUGGAGACAAAGUACCGUUUACAAGGCACGAUGUAUUCGGGAGAUUCAACGUUGAUUGCCAUGUCGACGGGUUAUGGUCAACCACCAGAGAAAGGCCUCCAAUGUAGUCAAACCGGCCAACGAAAAGACUUGAAACUCGUCGACAAUGCUAUCAAAUUGGUAACAAGCGAGCGGACGGCAUUCGUCAAAGAGUUUGAAGCCAGCGCAGCUGCCUACAUCGAACAUUCAGACAGGGCUUCCAUCGGAGGUUACGAUCUUCAAAGCCAGCCCCCCCAUAUGAUUACAGCUUACAUCAAUGGCCUUACUGGGUUGACGUCCCAUGAAAGUGUGGCCUCAUCGAUUAACUUCACCCGCGACGCACAAGGGGUAUUAUCAUUUUCUUUCGAACAUCAUCUUCUGAUGGAACUGACAUUCAGUGUUUUCAGAAACCGUAUCCGGCUAUUGCGAACGGUCCAGAACAGCGGUGAACGCACCUUGCUGGACCUGUUCCCUAAUGACUACCGAGAAAUUCCGACACAACUCAUGUCGGUGAUAUGUGCAAUGUAUGUAUUGAAGUUCAAGCGUCGCUUUGUUAUCAACCCUGGCACUUUACGCUCUGCGGACGUGCGUCACGAGGCCGUCCACCAAUUACAUCUCCUCACGAUGGCCCGCCAGCGCACUGACAAUGAAGGAGUUGAGUUGAAUUACUGGAUCACUACCCGCGACGGAGAAGGUGGCUGGCUAGCUGACCUCCGAAAUGCGCUGGCGUUAGCAAACGGCCUACGAGGCCCGACUCGGAGGCAUGAUUGA